UUGUCUUGCUCUUCCGUCAAUAUGACGUCUCACCUUCAGCUUAGUUGCCCAGCCAUUUUCUGUGCAUCAGCGCCCAGCAGCUCUUCCUCUCUACCCCUCUUUCGUCCUUGAAGAAUUAAAAAGGGUUACUUUUCCGGGUAUGCUUUUACCAUCACUCAUCGAUCAGAAGCCCUCAGUAUUAUGGCGCCAAACAAAAAGGGAAAAAGUCUAUCUAAUACCUGGUUAAAAAGCUUGGCACAGCCCACUACUUCUCGCUGCGAUAUGGAUACUAAUGAAGGUAUACAUGCGUUGUUCACUAGCCUCAAACGAUACUUGGCUUCAGGCCAAUUCGCAGACCUUACCAUUCGAGUAGCCGACGAGGAAUUCAAGGUUCAUAAAGUAGUUGUCUGUGGGCAAUCCGAGUUUUUUUCUCGCAUGUUCAGCAGUGAUUGGAAGGAAAACGUCAAUAAUGAAGUUAAAUUGGGGGAGGUUGACCCUAGUGCUGUUGAGGCAAUGAUCCAUUUUAUGUAUGGCAUUGACUAUGACAGCAGCGGCAGUGGCCGCGGUCGCGUGUCUCCUGUAUUCUUCAAUACCCAGGUCUACGCGCUUGCAGAGGAGUAUGAGGUUCAGAAGUUGAAACAGCUAGCCAAAGAGAAGUUCGCAACUUCAGUCCGUGCCUGUUGGGAUAUGGAUGAUUUUCCUCCAGUGAUUGUGGAAGUCUACAACACCACACCUUCCGCAGAUCGAGGCCUUCGAGAUGUAAUAGUCAACACUUGCGUUGAGCAUAUUGAGCCCCUCUUACUCAAGGAGGCCUUUCUAGACGUGCUGGAAAGCUGCAACCACUUUGCGGCAGACAUCGCGAGACAGCUAGCGUUAAAACCGGGAAAGCCGUCAAACUACCGAUGUUCACAGUGCGGCUACGCGUGAGAAGGGAAGCUUUCUUCUUAGACGAAUUACUAUUGCAUGCAUUGCGGGUCCGGCCGCUCCAAUUGGCAUGACUUUGUUGUGAAAUAAGCGGGGAGUAUCGGUCUUUAAAAUUGUGACCUUGUCUUGGGUGAUAAUGGGUGGAGUAGCAGCUUUUGAAUUAUCUUAAACCGACUGCUUGGAUAAAGUUAGCAACUGCUGAGCAAUCAGUUUUAUUCAAGCGGAGUUUUGGCUGAAUUAUUCCAUGAUUCCAUAGGUAUUGAGUUCCUGAGCUCAGCGAGGAUACUGAUACUCUCUUGUUCUUAGGACUGGACAGAAGA
This is a messenger RNA of Coccidioides immitis RS, 1223 nucleotides long. RefSeq lists its product as uncharacterized. Bases 181 to 906 code for a protein of 241 amino acids. The transcript is spliced from 4 exons. The record is from RefSeq and is a predicted model, not a curated record. Gene Ontology annotation, molecular function: protein binding. Lineage: Eukaryota; Fungi; Ascomycota; Eurotiomycetes; Onygenales; Onygenaceae.